AUGAAGAGGAACUUCACUGACAGUUCAACUCGUACUACAGCAGGCUGCCUACCUGUGCCACUGUUCAACCAGAAGAAGAGAACCAGACAACCACUCACUUCAAACCCUCUUAAAAAUGAGGCAGGUACCAGCAACACAACAGAUCCUUUGGACCUUUCUACCAUGCUAGCAGAUUUUGGCUGGGAAGCUGCAAGGCCACGACCGACUCAGCUACAGAACACAGCAAGUGUUGAAACCGAAAACAACAAGAUUGCAAAGCUGGAGUACGGCUCCGGUUGCUUAACAGAAGCAGGAUCGCAUCAGCAGAAACUUCCUGGCCCUCCAACAACACCAAAGAACAGCAGCAAUAGAGAAGCUGGACGAAGUUAUUCUUCUGCAACACGACCGCCGGAACUACCAAACCCCACGCCGAGAGGCUUACUGGGUCAGAGUACAUCGUACACAUUUAGACACAGUCCACACCAACAGAAAACUAGUGAGAAACAAGCUGAGCAUGCCCAAGGAGACAAAAUGAUUCAGAAAGUGCCACCCUUUCAACUCAGGCUGAAGGAAAAAGACAAUUCGCUCAGAAUCCUGUCUGUUGUCAUUGAGAGCAUGAAGCACUGGAGUCAAUACGCUCACAAAGCACUACUGUUGUUUGAAGUGUUAGGUAUUCUGGAUUCUGCAGUUACCCCUGGACAGUACGGCGCAAAGACUUUCCUUUUGAGAGACGGGAAGGAGAGCGUCUCUUGUGUAUUCUACGAGAUUGACCGGGAGCUGCCACGAUUAAUCCGAGGUCGGGUCCACAGGUGUGUGGGAAAUUAUGACACAGGUUGGAAGCUCUUCAGGUGCGUCUCCGUAAGACCAGCCUCUGUUCCCGAACAACAAACGUUUCAAGAUUUUGUCAGGAUCGCAGACGUUGAGAUGGGUAAAUAUGUGAGAGCAAGCAGUGAAAUUUAA
Molecule: messenger RNA, 939 nt
Organism: Sphaerodactylus townsendi
Lineage: Eukaryota; Metazoa; Chordata; Lepidosauria; Squamata; Sphaerodactylidae
Gene: SPATA22
Product: spermatogenesis associated 22
Exons: 7
Coding region: 1-939 (312 amino acids)
Biological process (GO): gamete generation; meiotic DNA repair synthesis; regulation of meiotic cell cycle
Source: RefSeq, a predicted model, not a curated record